GACAUUCCUUGCACACAAGCUUCCAAACCGCUUCUAUCUUUAUCUAUUUGUCAUAUUUCUGCACAUGGGUCAGCGAACAAGUGGUAGGAAUUACACAAAUAUAACGAUGAAUGGAAUAUGUGGAGGAAGAUCGUAUGAGAACACUGUGCGAGAAAAGAAGAACUCGGCUACCUCCGUUUCACCUUGACUGACGGUGGUGGAGCUGGCGCAUCAGGCAGCCACACUGCUCCUUCAGCCUCAGGCCAGUGGAGUUCUUCGGCUUGUACUGAACAAUUCUGAUCGAGUCACGUCAUCAGCUGACGGAGCCCAGGAGAUUAGCUGAACAUAACAGAUUUUUCAUCAAGAAGAAUUAUACAGCAAAAUAGAAAUAAAAAAGAAAAUAACAAUAACGUGGACGUUAGAAGGUCGAGGAAGUGCAGGAGGGAGCUGGACUGGCGAUUACAAGCAGCGAAGGUGUGGCAGGACAAUGGUCGCUCGGGGAAAGCAAGACAUGAGGUUGUGCGUUGUGGUAAUAACAAUCUCCGUGAAAAUAAUAAACUAUAAUAUAUAUCUAAUUCAAAGUAUACAAUGGCCAUUUGCUGGAAACAGUAAAGGAUUUUCAAAGAAAAAACUUGAACAAAUAAAGAGCAGAUGGCGGUAUACCGCAGGUGACUAUGUGUGAGACAGAGAGCUGUUGGUUUCGGUGAGCGUGUUACCAGCCGUGCACGGUCAUGCAAUCUAGCGAAGGGCAACAUGCAGGAGGAGCGCGAUGGCAAAACUAGCGUGGAUGACAUCACGGACGCGUCACACGUGGCUGACAUCACAGGCACAGCAAUGUUGGCUGAACACCCGCCGUCACUACCACCCAAACGGCGAUCCUCCCAGGAUACUGAUUACAGGCAGCCUGGGUCAGCUGGGCACGGGCCUGGCCAAGCUGCUGCGAGGUAAAUAUGGAACCCAGAACGUCAUCAUGUCGGACAUCGUGAAGCCUACAAAGGACAUCGUCAACUCGGGCCCUUACGUGUUUGCUGAUAUCCUCGACUUCAAGUGUCUUCAAGAGAUUGUGGUGACCUACAGAAUAGACUGGCUGGUGCAUUUUUCAGCGCUUUUGUCAGCAAUUGGCGAGCAGAAUGUCCCUCUUGCUAUCAGAGUGAACAUUGAAGGACUGCACAAUGUGAUGGAGCUCAGCAAACAAUACAACCUUCGUGUCUUUGUGCCAUCUACCAUUGGUGCCUUUGGUCCAGACUCCCCAAGAAAUCCAACUCCCAACCUCACCAUCCAGCGGCCCAGAACAAUCUACGGUGUGAGCAAGGUUCAUGCCGAACUAUUGGGUGAGUACUACCACCACAGGUUUGGUCUGGACUUCCGUUGCCUGCGUUUCCCAGGUGUCAUCUCUGCUGACACCAUGCCUGGAGGAGGCACCACAGAUUAUGCCGUGCAAGUGUUUCAUGAUGCUAUUGAUGGACGAGAGUUUGAGUGUUACCUGAGGCCAACUACUCGACUCCCAAUGAUGUACAUUGAUGACUGUCUCAGGUCACUGUGGGAGAUGUUGGUGGCUCCAGAGGAGAAGCUCAAGCGACGCACCUACAAUGUCACUGCCAUGAGCUUCUCUCCUGAAGAAAUUGUGGCAGCUGUGAGGAAACACUUCCCAGACCUAAAGGCUACCUACAAGCCAGACUCCAGACAGAACAUUGCGGAUACAUGGCCUGAGAUCUUUGAUGACAAUGAGGCUCGCUGGGACUGGGGCUGGCAGCAUCACUAUGAUCUGGAGGCCAUGUGUGAAAUCAUGUUCAGUCUCCUUCAGCAGCAGCAGAAAAUGGAAAGUGUCUCAGGAAGGUGACUGCCCUGCAUAGGGCUAUGAGUAUUUCUUUAUGUAAGUUAUUAGAGUGCUAAAAAGCUAGACUCAUGGGAGGUUUUUGACUGAAAGUGCUUACAUAACACUAUCAUAUUACUCAAAAGUGUGUAUGUGUGUGUGUGUGUGUGUGUGUGUGUGUGUGUGUGUGUGUGUGUGUGUGUGUGUGUGUGUGUGUGUGUGUGUGUGUGUGUGUGUGUGUGCAUGAAGAGAAGAUGAGUACUGUGUAAAUUGAAUUAACAGAACAUCAUAUUUUCUUCCUCAAUCACAUAUUAGUCACUUUCUUUCUCUUUUUUAAAUAGUAUUUCCCUCUAGCAUGAUGCUUUUGUCUUAUUAAGAAUAUUCUAUAUACAUUCAUAUAGGGUACUUGUCUUUCUUAGCAGGGCAUUAGUUCUUAAAUAUAAAUGCAUAGUAACUUUUCUAUUUUCACAAACCACUUACAUACCUACUUGUGGAGACUUUAUGUAUUUGUAGUUUAGUUGUAUUUGCAUACAACAGAUAUCAUGACAGUAUUACAUAAUUUUAGGAUGCCUCACUCAUUUCUAUAUAUCCCAUUUAUUAGAAAUUUUAGACAGUUAAUGCACAAACUUAUCCUUCAAUUUUUGUUCUAUGCUAAGAAUGUCCAUAAAUGUACAAACCUACCAAAGUAAUGUGAUGACAUGAGAGCAAGAUGGACUAUUGAACUGUGAAUGUUUUCCUCUCCAUUAUAAUCAUUAGAGCAAAUAAUACAUUAUGCACUAGUCUGGUUCAUAUAAUAAUGUAUUUGUCUUUUCAAUUUAGGUUUAUGGAAAUUUGAUCAAUUCACUCACUGGGAUAUAGUAAAUGAUGUUUUGAUGUUAUACUGGUUUCUUCAAACCCAACAUAUUUAAGCACAAACCUUUUCAUGUCUGCAUCAUGUCAAGGAACAUGAUAGCAUGACAGUUCACUUUUUUUUUCUUUUCUUUUUUUUUCAAAAAAGAAAAAAUUUAUUGGAAAGAAAUUCCAUUAUUAUUUCUUACUUGGACAGCAAUGAUCAAUGAAGAUUGCUUAUUAUAAAAAAAUAUAUAUAUCUACUUCAAUACAUUUCAUUGCAGUCAAUGUACCCCAUGCCUAAAUUACAAUAAAAAGACAAGUUUGUUAAAAGCUAAAA
Portunus trituberculatus (swimming crab) is the source of this 2960-nucleotide messenger RNA. It is a transcript of the gene Tdh, whose product is annotated as L-threonine 3-dehydrogenase, mitochondrial-like. The transcript has 9 exons. Gene Ontology annotation, biological process: L-threonine catabolic process. The record is from RefSeq and is a predicted model, not a curated record. Gene Ontology annotation, molecular function: L-threonine 3-dehydrogenase activity. NCBI's taxonomy places the organism in Eukaryota, Metazoa, Arthropoda, Malacostraca, Decapoda, Portunidae. The coding region runs from base 749 to 1819 and encodes 356 amino acids.